Molecule: messenger RNA, 1040 nt
Organism: Salvia hispanica
Lineage: Eukaryota; Viridiplantae; Streptophyta; Magnoliopsida; Lamiales; Lamiaceae
Source: RefSeq, a predicted model, not a curated record
AUGGUGUUCUCUCACGGUCACAUCAACAUUUUUGUGCCGGGAAGGCUUUCCCUUUCCUCCUUCAUCACUAAAUCCCUAAAUCACUCCACAAAAUGGAACGACUCCCUCUUCAUCUCACAUCCGCCGCCGUCACUUCCAGCACUGCAGUCCGCCGCCGUCGCCGGCGGAGGCUUCUCCCCCUCUCUCUCUCCUCUCUUCUCUCCUUCUCGGCCUACUCCACACCGCCGCCGUCUCCACAGCGAGAACGGCGAUGCAUCGCCACCACCGCACGCAGCCACAACUACCGCCGUCAUCUCCAGAUCUCCCUCUCGUUCAGGUCAGCCGCCGUCACGGAGGCUGCUGUCGCGUCGCGCAGCCCCAUCCACCGUCGCCUUCCCCUCCGAAUGCAUUGCUGCCGCCGCUGUGCAUGCACAAGCGGCGGCCCCGGCAUCUCCUCCACGCCGUUACUACACCGCCGGCCAGCCUCCCCACACUCUGCUAUUACUGACACCCUUCUCCGACAACACCACAACCACCCUCUACUUUCCAAAUCAGUGGAUGAAAGUUGUGAUUUUGGUGGUUGAUUCGGGGAUAUGGAACUAUUUAUAUUGACGGCGGAGUGCCGAAGCUCUCUGCCGAAGGUCAGGCAGGUUCAUCUCCUAAGAUAAGUGCAUUUACUGUCUUAUGUCAGCUCUUCUAUUUCAUUAGCAUAGAGAAGUAUUGUUCUUAGCAUGCUACUUGUGGAUCUUGGUGAUAGCUCAUGUGAUAUUGAUGUUGCCUAGUGCAUCUACAGAAGUUCUAAUCUUGAGUAUGAAUGUAUGUAUGUGCAUGAGAGGGGGUGAAAAGGACUUUGGGCUUACCUUGGUCGGUGAAAGGUGCGUUGAGUUGUACGGCUUGACUAGGCUUGAAUAUCUGAGCACUCUCUCUCUUUUAUUCCUUGUACCUCCUGAGAUUUGUUGCUAUGUGGAAAGUUGUAUAUUUGAUAGUGAUGGGUGGUUUGAAAAUGAAGUUGGGGUUUAUAUACUUGCUAAAUUUGAGCAAGUAGCAGGCCUCUUAAAUGA